AUGAGCUCUAUUGGCAUGAUGGAGGCGAGGAUGCCGCCGGGGUUCCGGUUCCACCCACGGGACGAGGAGCUGGUCCUCGACUACCUCCUCCACAAGCUCACCGGCCGGCGCGCAUACGGUGGCGUCGACAUCGUGGACGUCGACCUCAACAAGUGCGAGCCAUGGGACCUUCCAGAGGCGGCGUGCGUGGGCGGCAGGGAGUGGUACUUCUUCAGCCUGCGCGACCGCAAGUACGCCACCGGCCAGCGCACCAACCGCGCCACGCGCUCCGGCUACUGGAAGGCCACCGGCAAGGACCGCGCCAUCCUCGCGCACGGCGAGGCGUUGGUGGGGAUGCGCAAGACGCUCGUCUUCUACCAGGGGAGGGCCCCCAAGGGGACGAGGAUGGAGUGGGUCAUGCACGAGUUCCGCCUGGAGGAGGAACGACACCGCCACCACCAGCAGCAGCAGAAGGGCGGUGCCGCCGCCGCCGCCGAGCCGAGGUGCCAGCUCAAGGAAGACUGGGUGCUAUGCAGGGUGUUCUACAAGAGCAGAACAACCAGCCCAAGGCCACCAUCUGAAGAAGCCUGCACAUUUUUCAGCGAGCUGGGCCUUCCGACUGUGCCGCCGCCACUUGCCCCCCUUAUCGACGCCUACAUCGCCUACGACAGCGGCACCGCGAUGAACACCAUCGAGCAAGUGUCCUGCUUCUCCGGCGUACCGGCACUACCGCUCAGGGGAUCGGUGAGCUUCGGGGACCUGUUGGGCUGGGACAACCCUGAGAAGAAGGCCAUCAGGACAGCACUGAGCAACAUGUCAAGUAACAGCAAUUCCAAGUUGGAGUUGACCCCAAACUGGAGCCAGGAGAACGGCUUGUCACAGAUGUGGACACCCCUCUGA
This is a messenger RNA of Triticum turgidum subsp. durum (durum wheat), 879 nucleotides long. The record is from the annotation of a GenBank genome assembly. NCBI's taxonomy places the organism in Eukaryota, Viridiplantae, Streptophyta, Magnoliopsida, Poales, Poaceae.